Messenger RNA from Ananas comosus (pineapple), 1062 nucleotides. Its product is annotated as ethylene-responsive transcription factor RAP2-1-like. Gene Ontology annotation, molecular function: DNA-binding transcription factor activity; DNA binding. Lineage: Eukaryota; Viridiplantae; Streptophyta; Magnoliopsida; Poales; Bromeliaceae. The record is from RefSeq and is a predicted model, not a curated record. Gene Ontology annotation, biological process: regulation of DNA-templated transcription.
GGAAGGGAGGCGUACAGAGGGGUGCGGAUGCGGAAGUGGGGGAAGUGGGUGGCGGAGAUUCGGGAGCCGAACAAGCGGUCGCGCGAUAUGGCUGGGGUGCUACUCGACCCGAUCGCGCGCCGCCGCGCCUACGACACCGCCGUACUACCGCGGCCGUCCGCCCGCCUCAACUUCCCGACGAGCUGGCGGUCGAGCAGCCGCCGAGCAGGACAGCAGCAACAACAACAAACAACAACAACAACAACAAACCUCAGACAGCAGUCUUCUCCUCCGCCGACGGCCUCCCUUGUCGGCCGCCUCCAUCCGCAAGAAGGCACCGAAGUCGGCGCCCGCGUCGACACGCCCCAGACUGCCGCCACCACCACCACCACCACCAGAAAGACAGCGGCAGACUGCCAUCACCACACACCAGCACGACGACCAGCAGAACGGCGCGGAUUCCGAAGAAUCCGGAUCUCAAUCAGGAGCCGAGCCCGGAAAACUCCGACGACGAUUGAGAAGUCGACGGCCGUUUUUAUGUAAUUUCUUCUUUCUCCUCCUCUUUUUUUUUCUUUUAAUUUUAAUUUUAAUUUUUUUUUUUUUGGGUUGUUGUUGUUGUUGUUGUUGUUGUUGUUGUUGUUGUUGUUAAUUUUGGGUCUGUAAAUUAGGAGGAGAGGAAAGGUAAAGGAGGUGGGUGGCCAAAUUUGAUGCGCGUGUCGUGCGCGAGUGUGGGGAUGAGGAUGUCGCACGUGCGGCGGAAGAGAUAAGGCAGGGGAAAAAAAAUUCCUGUUCGAGGAGUCGCCAUCGCCAUCGAAGAAGAAGAAGAGAAGAGAAAUCUAAGAAGGAAAAAAAAAAAAAAAAAGGAAAGGAAAUUUUAGUGAGGAGCUCUCCAACGACGUCUCGAUGUUGUAAUUAUUAGAUAAAAUAAAAUAAUACGUGACAGUAGAUCGGAAGCUUUCUAAAUUUUCGAAAUCGGAGAAGAGGAGGAAGAAGGGGGAAAGGGGAGCUAAGCCAAAAGUGGCGGCCACCCUAACCAUGAUGAGUUUGAUGUAAAAGUGAGAUUAAAAAAAAAAAAAAAAAAAA